AUGCCCCCCAAACGAAAGCGCUCUGACGAGGAGCAGUUUGAAGACGACUCACAGAAACGCUUUGCCUAUCUCAAGCCGCAAGUCCGUCGCGUUCCAGAGAAGACCAUCAAGUCGAAAUGGACCACUCUGCCCGACCCGGUCCAGGACAAGGUCCGGGACUUGUUUCAAUCCUUGGAGCGCCCGGUGAUUAUGCGCCAGCAGAAUGAACGCAAGCGCAUUGAGGCACAAGGCGCGGUACAGGCGGUGGUGCGCAAGUUCGUCGACACCUUUGAGAACCCGAUCGUGGAUCUAAGCAAACGGCUCCCUCGAAUGCCCUUUCCACCCAUUACAAAGGACUCGAACUUUGACUACGAGUCCGCGCUAGACGAACAUCGUACCCUCGAAGCCAACCUUGCCACCAUGAAAGAUAGCAUCGAUCUGCUCAAAGCGGAAGUUGCCAAGGAAGAAGCUCUGCUUGCGAAUGAGAAGAAGUCGCUCGAAGAGAUGGACAAGAACGCCAAGAAAGCAGAAGCCGAGAGGAAGAGGCAAAUGAAAAAUGAACAUCCUGUGCUCCGUAGACUGGAUGAAAUCCCACAGACUCAGGGUUUAAUGGCCGAGUUCAGCCUGGUGGACCUUCGGGUCCACCAGGCCUCCUUGGAUGAGUUGGAUGAUGAUCCAGAGAUACAAGGGCUGAUAAAGCAACUUCACGGUCACCUUCAAUCCAUGCAGGCCAACACUGCACCCCUGGCGGGUCUCAAAGACGCGAUCACUCGAUCGCAAGCCGCGUUAGACCUCUACUCGAUGGCCAAUGACUGA
Penicillium macrosclerotiorum is the source of this 795-nucleotide messenger RNA. RefSeq lists its product as uncharacterized. Lineage: Eukaryota; Fungi; Ascomycota; Eurotiomycetes; Eurotiales; Aspergillaceae. The record is from RefSeq and is a predicted model, not a curated record. Bases 1 to 795 code for a protein of 264 amino acids. The transcript is spliced from 5 exons.